AUGCUUUCACCAGGCAACAGCAACACGGAUAUACGUAAGUCGCCGACACUUCUCUCAGCGACUUCCAGUGCUAAAUUACCGGGAGGAGGUGCAAGGGGAGCCAAGCCCGUUAGAAUGGCAUCCCGAAUGCUAAUCUCUCAAAAAACUACAACAAAUUUACAUAAUGAGACGGCUCAAUCUGUGUCAUCGGAUAAGGCUUCUCAAAAUCAAAGCAUUACAACGAGCACAAUGGGAGAAGAAACAAGAAAAAUUAUCGACAUGCUUCGCAAAGAAAUUGAUUCGCUCAAAUAUGAAUUAACAAAUUCUGAAACUGAAAAAGAGACAUAUGUAUUUCAGAUUGGAGAAAUCAAAAAGAAAAAUAGAAGAGAUUUGGAGAGGCUAGAGCAAGAACUUCAAGAAAGAAAGGAAAAGCAACUAAGUAUGGAAGAAAAAUUGUCACGAGUUGAACAAAUAGAGGAUGCAAUUAUUAAAUUGUAUCUUGAAUUGAAAGAUAGAAGCUACGAGGUUGUAGGAAACGCAGAAGACAUUAAAGAAAUCGAGAUUAGAGAAAAGGAGGAGCUUAAAAAAGAGAAUCCCUUGGUCAUAUUGGAUCGAUUGAAAGCAAAUCUUCGAACAUUACUCGUUUUUAAAGACGACUAUGAGAACGAGCUUAAAGAUCAAAUAAGACGCAGGAAAACUGAAGCUGAAUAUAAAGUGGAAGAACUAAAGAUCAAAAUUGAACAGCUCGAGAAAGAAAAAGAAGAAUACAAACAAGCUGCAAUUCAGGCCAUUGAGCUCAAAGAUGAAGCUGAACGAAAUCAAAAUGAACAAUCAGAAGUCUUUUCAGAAGAAAUUAAUAACAUUAAGAACGAAAAUGCCCUGCUUGCUAAUAUGAUUGCAAAAAAAGAGCAAGAUAUCGACAAGCUACACGAAAUGAUCGACAGAAGAGAUUCUAUUCUACGUCAUAGAGAGGUGCAAAUGAUGAAAAUAACACAGCUAGAGAGCAAAAUUAAAAACGAUAAAACGAAGCAUCAAUUCGAUAUCAACAGAGAGAAAUCAGAAAAGUAUCAAGUUUUGAAAAAGUAUGAAAAUGAUAUUAACUUUUUUCAAAAGAUGGAGAAUGAGAAGAAAGAAAUGGAAAAUGAGUUGAAAAGAAUGAAAGACGAGGUGAGGUCUCUGAAAACCAACGCUAGUCGAGAAAAGGUUCAAGAAUUAACAGAAAUCAAUCAAAAGCUACAAGAAAGGGUUAACUCGCUUUCAGAAGAGCUGAAGAAGUAUCAAAGCGAAUCAAGGACUUUAAAAAUUCAAGUAUCCAACCUAAGGAGAUCCCAAGUUGAAAUGAAGCAGCAAUAUUUGGCCAUUUUCAACGCAAAUAUUGAAGAAAAGAAGAAACGAAAAAUUCAAGAAGAAGCAAAUAUGAGAGAACAAAUCGAAAAGCACUUCCAUGAUAAUGCCGAAAGAAAUCCUCAAUUAGCUUCAUAUUACAAGAAAAAACUGAAAGAAAAAGAGCGAGAAGUUGAAGAGUUGAACAAGAGGCUGAAGAGAAUGAUUCUCCAUCAGAAUAGAGAGUCACAAGCUGAAAAGAAUUUCCUUCAAGAAAAAACUCAGCUUAUUGGAGAGCUGACUCAAUUAAGGCGUCAACUUCCAACAAUAAUUCCAAACGACGAUCUUUCCCACCCCUCCAGCCAAGCAGCUUUGCAGCAACGAAAUUUAUAUCUCGAAGAAAAACUUCGUGACUAUGAAAAUCUGCAAGUACUAUCCAAAUCUCAAACGAUUGCCUAUGAGAAGCUACUUUCAAAAAACAACACCUCAAUGGAUGGUGAUAGGUCAUUUACAGAAUCAUCAACAACAGACCUACAAGCAUCGCCCGUAAACUCAUUGCUACCCACCUCAGAGUAUACUUCUAACAGGCCUUUUUCAGCAACAUACGGAUCAAAGAAGAAAGGAGUUGCCCCAUUGCCUCCCGGAUCGAGACCAUUGUCAGCUGGGCCUCGAAGACCAGUCAGCGCAAGAGUUGGCACGUCUAAAAAGGCUCUUAGCACGCUUGGAAAUUUGAUAAACUGA
Naegleria lovaniensis is the source of this 2043-nucleotide messenger RNA. RefSeq lists its product as uncharacterized. Bases 1 to 2043 code for a protein of 680 amino acids. The transcript is spliced from 3 exons. The record is from RefSeq and is a predicted model, not a curated record. Lineage: Eukaryota; Heterolobosea; Eutetramitea; Acrasida; Naegleriidae.